Necator americanus (New World hookworm) is the source of this 1377-nucleotide messenger RNA. RefSeq lists its product as uncharacterized. The coding region runs from base 1 to 1377 and encodes 458 amino acids. Lineage: Eukaryota; Metazoa; Nematoda; Chromadorea; Rhabditida; Ancylostomatidae. The transcript has 8 exons. The record is from RefSeq and is a predicted model, not a curated record.
AUGAUGGGCGGAGCCGAUACAGGAGAGCAUUCGACGGCCGCGAUGGGACAAGGCGACUACUCCCUCACCGAAUUCGCUCACCGUCUCGCACAAACCGAAGCGAAAUAUGGGAAGGAGAUUCUGGAAAUCAUCGAAUGUUUCACAAAUUCCAGAGUGGAUUUACCGGUAAAGAAAUUGGAGGAGCUAAGCAGAGCCCGAAUGAAAUGUGCGCGACAUCUAAGAAAGAUGGAUUUCAAAAAAGAGGAAUAUAUUAGUUUAUGGAAACUGUGCAAUAUCUACUCGGCUACAGCAGUAGAUGUUGAUGAUGCAAUGCGUGAAAUUCGUGGAGCUAUUCGUAAACGUCUAAAACCAAAGGAGACUUCCAGAGACGUGUCUGCGUUUCGACGUCUAAUCGACGAGUAUCGUCCUUCAAGAAAAAACGACCAUCAACAGGAGAUCUACGACAAACCAACCAGUAAAGACAAGCAACGAUGGCGUGAGCUGACGAUGUUCGGCCGAAAAAAAGACAAAGAUCAUCAAUUCAACGACGACUACGCAACGAUAAAUCGUAAGCCGAGAAUAGCUACUGCUCAGCCAGAGCCGAAAACAAGGAGCAACACACUCAGCAUCACCGUACCUGCGCUUGACGUACAAACUAAAACCGAUUCAAACGGCACCGCGAAUAUCACCAUGAAUCGUUCGCAACGAAUUCGUUCACCACCACGACCACCACCACCACAUGCACCACCACCACCGCCAUCCAUAAGACCACCAGAAAUCUACGACGGUCAACUCGCCAUGAAAUUAGAGAAGAUCUCUUCGAAUUCGACAUAUCAAGGAGAUGUAAUAAGUUCUGAGCAGCGACAGAACUGCCCUCCUAUACCGAAUCGACCCGGGCAAGCUGGACGAGAAUCGGCAAAGCCGACAUGUGUACAUUUUGAUGAACCUCACUGUAAAAUUAUGCCGACAGCGCUGGAAACAGAAACAACCUCAUCCCGGCAAAUUUCUCCGGGUACUUUGUACAGACCUACUGCUCCGCCUAGGCCUAGUGCUCCGAGGACAAAAGUGAUCACUGUUGAUACUAGUGAUAGUCUUUCAAAUCCUGGUAUAUUACCGCCAUUGGAGGAUGACUGUGCAGUAUUUCAAUUAUCUCACACAACGAUUGCAAUUCUACCCAGUCCAAAGCUACCGCCCACAAGAAUGCAAAUCGGUGAAAUCAACAAAGACGGAUCGGAGAGCACGACAUUAGAACGAUGUGGUGGAGGUGUGCUUGCCCAACGACAUUCAAUUAAAAUCGACAGUAACACUGUAGUACAGUCAGAUUCUGUGAGAACAGGCGGGACACGAAUGGCAAACGCGUCAGCUGGUGAACAUGCUGUGAUCAUCAACCGUUUGUAG